UUUUUCCACUUCUCUCCCUCCCCCUUCCGUUUCUAUUUGUGAAGGGAGGGAGGAGGAAGGCAGAGGCGGGCUGGUGUCUCUGGCCGGGGACUGGAAUUUCAUCUGAAUGACUGCCCCGCCGCGCACGCAGCGCCCCGGAGCCGGCCCGCCCGCGCCCCGCAGCCCGCGCCCGCGGACGGACGGCCAGCCGCGGGGCGCCCGGAGCCCGCGGGCCCGGAUCUAGCCGUCCGCGCCGCCGCAGCACUUGCUUCCCCGGCCCUCGGACCCUGGACCGGGCGCAGGGGAGCCGGGAGGGAGCCACCAUCGCCGCCGCCGGAGGAAGUGUGCGGUUCCCGGGCUCCGUCCGCCGCGGGGCGCGCCCCGAUGCCAGCCGCGGGGCCCGGCGCAGGCCGCGGGCCGGGGCUGCCCUAGCCGCGCAGCCCGGGAGGCGGCCUCUUGUAUGGAAUUUGGACUCCGGCGCCCCCCCUCAGGGCCGGUGCCCCGGCCGCGGCCCUGGCGCCGCCCGCCGCCUCCCGCUAGGCGCCCGGGAGCCGUGAGGACCUAGCUCCCCCCGGGGCCCGGCGCGCGGAAGGCGCCGGCGACUGAGCGACUGUCCGGGCCUCCCGGGGCCGCAGCUCCGGGCUCGGCGGGCCUACAGCGGCACCGGCCGGACCCCCAGGGUUGGGGAGCUGGGAAGGUCUUGCCCGGGCCGCCCGCCCGCCCGCAGCCGCCAUGGCGGAGAAUUGGAAGAAUUGCUUCGAGGAGGAGCUCAUCUGUCCCAUCUGCCUGCACGUCUUCGUGGAGCCGGUGCAGCUGCCCUGCAAGCACAACUUCUGCCGGGGCUGCAUCGGCGAGGCGUGGGCCAAGGACAGCGGCCUGGUGCGCUGCCCCGAGUGCAACCAGGCCUACAACCAGAAGCCGGGCCUGGAGAAGAACCUGAAGCUCACCAACAUCGUGGAGAAGUUCAACGCCCUGCACGUGGAGAAGCCGCCCGCGGCGCUGCACUGCGUGUUCUGCCGCCGCGGCCCCCCGCUGCCCGCGCAGAAGGUCUGCCUGCGCUGCGAGGCGCCCUGCUGCCAGUCCCACGUGCAGACGCACCUGCAGCAGCCCUCCACCGCCCGCGGGCACCUCCUGGUGGAGGCGGACGACGUGCGGGCCUGGAGCUGCCCGCAGCACAACGCCUACCGCCUCUACCACUGCGAGGCCGAGCAGGUGGCCGUGUGCCAGUACUGCUGCUACUACAGCGGGGCGCAUCAGGGACACUCGGUGUGCGACGUGGAGAUCCGGAGGAAUGAGAUCCGGAAGAUGCUGAUGAAGCAGCAGGACCGCCUGGAGGAGCGUGAGCAGGACAUUGAGGACCAGCUGUACAAACUCGAGUCAGACAAGCGCCUGGUGGAGGAGAAGGUGAGCCAACUGAAGGAGGAAGUGCGGCUGCAGUAUGAGAAGCUGCAUCAGCUGCUGGACGAGGACCUGGGGCAGACGGUGGAGGUUCUGGACAAGGCCCAGGCCAAGUUCUGCAGCGAGAACGCGGCGCAGGCGCUGCACCUGGGGGAGCGCAUGCAGGAGGCCAAGAAGCUGCUGGGCUCCCUGCAGCUGCUCUUCGACAAGACGGAGGACGUCAGUUUCAUGAAGAACACCAAGUCUGUGAAAAUCCUGAUGGACAGGACCCAGACCUGCACGGGCAACAGCCUCUCUCCCCCUAAGAUCGGCCACCUGAACUCCAAGCUCUUCCUCAACGAGGUGGCCAAGAAGGAGAAGCAGCUGCGGAAGAUGCUAGAAGGCCCCUUCAGCACGCCGGUGCCCUUCCUGCAGAGCGUCCCCCUGUACCCCUGCGGCGUGAGCAGCUCCGGGGCGGAGAAGCGCAAGCACUCGAUGGCCUUCCCCGAGGCCAGCUUCCUAGAGACGUCGUCGUCGUCGGGCCCCGUGGGCAGCCAGUACGGGGCAGCGGGCACCGCCAGCGGCGAGGGCCAGUCGGGGCAGCCCCUGGGGCCCUGCAGCUCCACGCAGCACCUGGUGGCCCUGCCCGGAGGCGCCCAGCCGGUGCACUCGAGCCCCGUGUUCCCCCCGUCGCAGUACCCCAACGGCUCCGCCGCCCAGCAGCCCAUGCUCCCCCAGUACGGCGGCCGCAAGAUCCUCGUCUGUUCCGUGGACAACUGUUACUGUUCUUCCGUGGCCAACCACGGCGGCCACCAGCCCUACCCCCGCUCCGGCCACUUUCCCUGGACAGUGCCCUCGCAGGAAUACUCACACCCGCUCCCACCUGCUCCCUCCGUCCCCCAGUCCCUCCCCGGCCUGGCCGUCAGAGACUGGCUCGACGCCUCCCAGCAGCCUGGCCACCAGGAUUUCUACAGGGUGUACGGGCAGCCCUCCACCAAACACUACGUGACCAGCUAACGCCAGCGGGCGGCGGCGCUGGGGAGUCUUCCCCCCCAGCCCCCAGAGGCUCGGGAAUUAUGCAUCCAGAGACCUGUCCUUCCUUCCUGUCCUCCCUCCCUCUUUCCCCUAAGUCUUGUCCUUUUGGAUUUCGUUUUGUUUUGGGCUUUGUUUUUGAUUUUUUUUUUUUUUUUUUUUUUUAUGAAUCUCUGGACGUGGAGUGACAGUGGGAGCUGGGCUGGGGCCGCAGGUGGCCCUGGAGUUGGGAAAGCGUCUACCUCAAGGCGCUGAGCUCUCUCUGUCUCCUGUGCUCUCCCACGCCUUCUCCCUCUCACCCCUGCAGCUGAAGGGGCCUCAGCUUUCCCUGAAGCCUUGGGGGGUGGGGCAGUCCUCCUCACCCAGCCCUGGAGGAAGGACCAGUGCCCACUGGUCUGCUUCCCUUGUUUUUCUUUUGGGCAGUUUGAUCACUGACUGAGUAAGAAAUGACCUGUAGAUUGUGGGGCUUUUGUUUUUUAAUUUUUUUUUUAAACCAAGAAUGAUUUCUCCUGCUUCUUUCUUCUCACCAUCCUCCUAGAUGGAGUUCAAAGGCCACUUCUCAAGCAGCUUUUGGCACCUUCAGCCUCAGAGUGGAAUCUUACAGACAGGAACCCCAUGUCCAGGAAAGAAAAAGAAGGAACUUUGCCAAUAAUAGUGACCACAGCAAAAGCAAAUAAUAAUAUUAAUAAUAAUAAAGAGAAAUAAAAGAAAUAAUUAAGUAAAAAAACCAUAGCACAGCCCUUGUUGAGGUCAGCAGGGGAAGAGGGGCUGCCCUGAGUUGGGUCCUGGCCUGGAUUUUGACACAGCAACUUCCUGUAGUGAGCACUUUGUAUGAAUCGUGGACUUCCUGUUCUCAAGGCGCAGGUAUUCUGUAAUCUGUCUAGAGCACACACCGAAAUCCGAGUUCUAAUAAACAAUGGCGCAGUCCCA
Molecule: messenger RNA, 3318 nt
Organism: Pipistrellus kuhlii (Kuhl's pipistrelle)
Lineage: Eukaryota; Metazoa; Chordata; Mammalia; Chiroptera; Vespertilionidae
Gene: TRIM8
Product: tripartite motif containing 8
Exons: 6
Coding region: 712-2373 (553 amino acids)
Source: RefSeq, a predicted model, not a curated record